GCCGGUGCCGUUGUGAUAAGACAACACGUGUAUCCUGCUGAUUCUAUGGCGUUUCCUACGUAACUGUUCAACUGAUUUUACUCAGUGUUCUGUGAGACAUUCUUUCUAUUUAAUUUUCCACCGAAAUCAUCCUAGUUGACACACUUACACUGCAUCAUGCGCGUGUUUCGAAGACCGCAACAGGUGUGGACGAAAAAGGCCGUUCGUUUAGCGUGACUCACAUGCAGUUUUCUCCGUCGAGGAAAAAUCUUUGGAAGACUAACAGUGGACACAUGUUCUCUCUAGUCUGAUAUUGAUCAAAGAGGUGCUGUUCUUCAGUCAGAUUUUGAUGGUACCUACAGCAAAGGAUUUUUGUAAAAUCCCUGUAUAUGAGUUCAUCGACAGUGUGAUUUUGCUACAUUUGUAUACUGUAUUCAUCUGAGAUAAUUUAAUUUAAGACCGUGAUACAAGAAAACUAACUCAAAAUUCAUAUAUGCGAUCUGGUCCUUCUUGAAAAGAUACCUUCCUCUUUUCCUGCGACGUCAAGACAUUUUUGAAGAGGUAAAAUACACACCCCAGCAUAUAGUUUCUCAACCAAAAGACGUCUGUUUCAAACUUCUAUGCUCGCAAGAGUCUGUGACCAUAAUGCUACACUUGCUCCAUGACGUCCCGGAGGAUUUAGUUUCCUCAUGCUUGUCGAAAGUCGUCUCAUCGUCGGCUUAUCACGAAGCAACUUUUCAAAAUGACGUCAAACGUGUCCAAAUGCUCAUUCGUUCAGGCGUCGAUAUUAACCAGAGGGAGUCAACGUUUCAUUUUACCCCUAUUUUUUUAGCUAUCUUUAAUGAAAAUUCACGGAUUGUUAAAAUGAUGGUCCAAGCAGGAGCGGACCUAAAUGUGAAGGCUAAAUUUAACAUGACACCAUUGUGUUGUGCUGUUGAGACAGGCAAUAUCAAUAUGGUAACACGUCUUCUGGAUUUAGGAGCGAACAUUGAAGCAAAAGAUGAGAAAAAUAACUCUCUUUUGCACACAGCUGCUUUUUGUGGCUUACCUGAAAUGAUCAAAUUUCUUAUCGAAAGAGGCCUCAGUGUCAAUUGUAGAAACGAUAAUGACGAGACACCAUUACACAAAGCAGUCAGAAAUGAGCAAAAAGAAGCUGUAAAAAUGCUUCUUACCUAUAGAGCUGAUGUCAAUGUUGUCGCAAGUUAUAUUCCAGACGAAAUUCCAAAAGACUCACUAAACCAAGAAUCGGAAGAAGAAUUUCUAGCCAAAUUCAAAGAAAUUCGACAAGAUAAAUAUUGUACCACUUUGAUAAUUGCAAUAAUCAAAAAACGGAUUGAUCUUGUUGAAAUCCUCAUUCAGGCAGGUGCAGAUGUUAAUACUAAAACCAAUCUACUACAUUUGAGUCCCUUGCAUUUUGCAAUCGGUGUGAGAUCCCUCCAGUUAAUCAAGUUGUUGCUCAAGGCAGGUAGCGAUGUAAAUGCAAAAUCAGCAUUUGAUACCUCUCCCCUACUCCUAGCUGUGAUUUCAAAUGAGGGGAAGAUUGUAGAAACUCUUCUGGAAGUAGCGGAAAUUGAAGUCAAUUGUCUUAAUGAUAAAGGAUCGACGCCGCUAACAACGGCUGCAAGCAAUGGGCUUCUGUCUAUUGUUAAGAUGCUUGUCAUGAGAGGUGCACUGAUUAAUGGGACCCCAUCUGAGGCCUUUUUGCCUCUUCAUAAAGCUUUAUUCUUUGGGAAAGAACACAUUGUCAACUGGCUAAUCAAUAACGGUGCUAGCGUUCGGGCUCGGGAUUCCAGAGGCCUCACAGCGAUAAUGGCAGCAGUUAUGAGCAAAGAUACUACACUAAAAAUGAUAGAAACUCUCAUGAAGAAAGGAGGAAAUAUCAACUCCAAAUGUAAAGGUGGCUGUACCGCACUUCAUUAUGCUGCAGCCUCUGGCAACUUGAGAAUGGUGAGGUUUCUCAUCGAUCAAGGUGCUAACCCCAACGAAAAAGAUAAAGAAGGACAUACAGUCCUGCACUUUGCAAUAAGAAGUGAAUGUAUCAAAACCGCAGAAUACCUCAUUGAUGAAACAGGCGUUGAUCUAAAUGGUGGUCCACUGUCACCUUUAUUAUGGGCUGUCGGAUUGGAAAAUCAGGACAUGGUCAAGCUACUCCUGAAAAAAGGUGCGAAUGUUAAUGUUAGCACCUGUUAUGGUACAACACCAUUGCAUCUUGCUGUAAGAGAAGGCUGUCAGCCCAUCACUGAAUUGCUCUUAAAGUACAAGCCAAACCUCGAAUUCAGAACAAGCCAAGGUUCCACUGCCCUAUUUUUGGCUGUUAAAAAUCAGCAUGAGAAAAUAGUUGAAGCACUGCUCGAUAAAGGUGCUGAUCCAAACGAUAUUGACGAUUCUGGUAAUUAUCCAAUACAUGUUGCCAUCAAUUCUGGUAAGGUCAACGUAGUCAAAGCAUUGCUCAACAAAGGGGCUUAUUUUGAUGCAAUAGAUGAUUCCAUCAACUCUCCUUUAGACUUGGCUCGCAAAACCGGAAAUGUCAAAUUAAUUACUCUUUUGGAGCUGAUAAAAAAACUUUUUCUCGCCAUAGCGAAAAAGGAGUUUUACCAAAUUGAAUGCUGCAUUCAGGCAGGCGCAAUCGUUAAUGCCAGGAAUUCAAAUGCCCAAGGAAAAACUGCGUUGCACUUUGCUGUCCUCUACAAAAAUGUCAAGGCAAUCAAUUUGCUUUUGGCUCACAAAGCUGACAUCUCGCUGCCAACGGACCUAGAAAAAGUAUCCCUCCACUAUGCCGUUUCAGGUUGUGAUCUAGUAAUCGUGGAAACUCUUCUAGCUCAUGCCACGGAACUUAGCUUUACGAAGCGCCAUUUUUUUAUUAAUGCUUCAUCGAUAGAUUAUUCAAAUACUCCUCUCCACAAUGCAGCACGAAAAAACAACUUCAAGGCCGUCAAACUUCUCAUCGAACAUGGAGCUGUGUACAAUAUGAAGAACGAUGAUGGGGAAACUCCUUUUCAUCUCACAACUGAUAAAACAAUUAAGGAUUUUCUGUGUUUGAUCCAAAAAUUGUUUGAAGUUGUGAAAAUUCCUGAUGGAUCUAAGGAAGUUCUAAAAAUUGUUGGCAGUCAAAAGUCAGUGAUCAAUGCGCGGGACUCGGAUGAAGGUAGAACACCGUUAGUAUGGGCUAUUUUGAAGAAUCUCACCACAGUUGCGGAAAAUCUUCUUAAGUGUAGGGCAGACUAUUUUCUAGUCACGGACCAAGGAGCGACACCAUUGCAUAUUUCUGCUUCAAAAGGGAAUUUGAAAAUGAUCAAAACGUUGUUGAAUCGAGUGAAAAGCGAGAACCUUGAAAAAAUGAGUGACUUCGUUAACGCCCCUACAGAAAAUGGUUCUACUGCUCUUCAUAUAGCGACUAGUUUAGACAUUGUAAGAUGCUUAUUGCAAGAAGGAGCAAUCUAUAACAUGACCAAUGGCAGUGGAAAAACACUGUACGAGCUCACUAAAAACAGUGAUAUCAGAAAGUUCUUGCAAACUGUUGAUAACUUCUUCAAAUCAGUCAAAGAGGACACCUCGACCAUGAUGAAUUCUUUGGUUGAUCUGGAUGAAGAAAAUUUUAAAGCUAUCACUAGCGCACGCCAUGAAAAUGGGCAGACUUUGCUUCAGGCAGCUCUCGCCCAUAAUAAGAUGAAAGUUGUUAGCAAGAUACUUGAGAAAUUGAGAACUUUGAGUUAAAGCUGUCGCUCUCCCUCCUCUGGUCCCAGUGACAGUUGGACUGCAUUUUGCAAUUUGAAACUAUAAAUUCUGGCUCUUCAAGAAAAACACUUAUGUGCAUAGGGAAACUAAUGGCACAUACGUUGUUUUUAAACCGGGCUAGAAUUUAUAGUUCCAAAUUGCAAAAUGUAGUUUAGUUUUGGUUUAUUUUAUGCACCAUUUUUCUUAUCUUUCUAAGGAUUGUGUUUAUCUUUAACUAAGAUGAUAGGUGAUACUUCAACUUGUCCAUUUAUAGAAACAAUAUUUUUGCCUGACCCUACUGAUGAAACAAUCAAAACCAAUAAUAAAUUAAAUGACUUAUUACAAAUACAUAAAAUAUUAUAAUAAAUGAAAUUAUUAAAUAUAUUAAUAAAAUAAAUUAAAUUCCUUAAAAAUAAUAUAAUCACUCACAUGUGCUAGGAAACUUUGGUUUUUGAUGUGCUUCAGCUGCUCACUGCCUGGCCAUCUUCAGAUGCCAUCAAGAGUCGCUGACAAUGGCCGAGCGGUGAACGGUCAAAACACAUUCAAAUCCGGAACUCAUAAAUGAUCAUCAUUGAUUAUUUUUUGAGAAAUUUUUAGCGCAUUGACAAAUCUAUGUGUCCUCACGCCUAUGUUAUCCUCCUCAUCAUGUUUAUUUUAAUUCAAAACUAGUACGUCUGUGUUUAAUGACCCUUGUUAAAUUCUUACAGAAACUGAAAAACAUUUGAGGUAUCACCAUACUUACCAUAUCAAUCACUAUUUUUAGUAAUGUAUUCCUACUAAUUAUUGAGUGCCUUUUGUAUUUUAGUCUUAUUUCAUUCCAAAAAAAGUGUUUUGAUGUUACCUUUUCGUGCGGUUUAUUUGACUAAAUCAAACUGAUGAAUUUCACAGUGAACAAGGCACCUUGCCGAAAAGUUCAAAUUCAUGCAAAAGCAAGUGUUGUACAACGAUUUUGCUUUUUGUCAACAUUCAGAGAUUCUAAGGGACCUUCAAACUCCUAACAACCCCCCCCCCCACCUGUUUUAUCUGGAAAAUCCGAAUUUCUGGACAAUUUUGUGAUUUACCUACUCAGGUUUCUCAACAUGCCAAUUGUAUUUUUCAACGCAGAGUUUGAAAAUGACAGUAGUUUCAUCUUAUCACACUAGAAAUUUUUUUUCUAAUUCAAUAUUUUCUCCCUCAAAAAUUAUUCUUAUCCAGGAAAAAUUCAAUUUUCCAAAGCACUGGUACACGGUGGGUAUAAACCAGGAUUUUUCUUGAAUUCAGUACCCGAAAAUGUAGAGGUACAUAUUUAUGGAAUGCCCAAGAAUUUCGCCCUCUCUUCCUAAUAGCAAAGCUUCGGCGUCCAAGUGACCAAAUCUGUUAUUUUACCCACACUUCUAACCUUAUCCAUUUGUUUAUUGUCUAAAAAGGAAGGAAAAGAACAGUAAAAUGUUGUACAUCCCGUCCUCUCAAGGUUUAACUGAUGUACUUUUUGCUGCUGAAUCUGAAAGUGAUCUCACUUUCUUUCCAUCGCUCAGUUACUUGUAAAGUUUUUUACUGAAUCACAUUUUUCAAAAAACCAGAGUUUUUCUGGGAAAAACCUGACGAUAGUUUGAAGGCUUUCUGUAAAGCAAAUGUUAACUAAAUGCAAAAUCGUUUGACAACAUUUGUUCGCACUUAUAUUGGAGGGUUUUGGCAGGGUGCUUUGUGAAUUUAUAUUGAAAUUUAUCAGAGUAAUUAAUUGAAAAAAGUCGUCACGCAUUGACUCCUCGACAUACAUUGUAUAUAGAGCAUGAGGUUUGUCUAGGUAAAAUUUACUCAGGUACUUAAUCGACAGUGACACUGCAGGAAGGUAUAUCUCGUUUGCUAUGUUUUAUAAACUCAGCCCUCAUUUGAUUUUAUGUCAGGAAAACAAAGCAACGCUUUAGCUUGAAAUUUUCACAGAAAGUUCUUCUUUUAGAGAAAGGAAAACAGGGAAGUUUUCAAGAAAUGACGUCAAGUACUUUUCCAUUUUAAAAAAAGUACAAUAGCUAGUCUGCAGCAUUGCGAAUCAAUGUCCAUUUUUCUGCAGUUUCACUGUCGAUGUGCUGAUUUCGUUCUAUUCAAACUAAGAAUUCCAAUUUUUGGUUCCUUAUUUUUUAUUUUGCCAUUUCUUUCAUUUAUCUGCCUACCUACCUACUUACCUACUUAUUUUACUCUCUUGUAUAUUUUUAUUUUUUUUAUCCUCCUUCCGAUAAGUUUCUCUCGGAAUUCGGAAGAAUAGGAGAUGUUUUUCUUUGUGCUUCAAUUUGUGGAGCAUCUUCAAGAUUAAUUUUUUAAUUUUCAUGUAUUUGAUUACUUCCAGCAAGAAAAACUUCCUCGUUUUGUCACUUCUCUCAUUAAAGUUUUGUCCUUUCAAUUUUUUCAAAA
This is a messenger RNA of Bemisia tabaci, 6078 nucleotides long. RefSeq lists its product as uncharacterized. Lineage: Eukaryota; Metazoa; Arthropoda; Insecta; Hemiptera; Aleyrodidae. The record is from RefSeq and is a predicted model, not a curated record. Gene Ontology annotation, molecular function: protein binding.